Messenger RNA from Beta vulgaris subsp. vulgaris (sugar beet), 3314 nucleotides. RefSeq lists its product as uncharacterized. The record is from RefSeq and is a predicted model, not a curated record. The coding region runs from base 519 to 3116 and encodes 865 amino acids. Lineage: Eukaryota; Viridiplantae; Streptophyta; Magnoliopsida; Caryophyllales; Amaranthaceae. Gene Ontology annotation, biological process: carbohydrate metabolic process. The transcript is spliced from 12 exons.
UUUUUUCAGUCACAUUCUUUUCUGUACAUGUGAAACUUAAAAUUUUAACUCCACUCAAAAUUCAGAAAGUUUACCUCUUUUUCUCAAAACCCACCUAAAGAUCCAAAAUCGACAUUCAUCCGUGAUUCUUUUAUGUCUUUCUCUCUCUUCCCCCAUUUCACCCACUUGCAAUCUUGCAUUGUAUCUGAAUUUUUUUAAUUUUUUUGAUGAUUUUCUUUGUUUUUAUAUUCCUGUAAAAAUUAUUUAUAUAUAUGACUUUUCACAAGAAACCAUUCUUAGCUUUCACGAGACUGCAUUUUAUCUGAUUGGGGAAAAUGUUGCUCUCUUUUAGCUUGAUUUUGUCGUCACAUAUUGUUGAAAUCUACGUAUAAUUGUAUAAAGUUCAUUCCUUUUUAUAUAUAUACAUGUGGGUUCAUCACUUUUCUUCAUUUAUUUUUACCCAUACUAUUCAAUUUUUCAUUGAAUUUGAUUAAGGGUUUUUUUGGGUUUUUUAUAAAAUUGAAGAGGAAAAAAAAAAGAUGAGAUUUUGGUUAUGCAAUCAAAUUUUAUUGACAAGUUUUGUGCUUUUUUUAUGUGGUUUUGAUGUUUGUUAUGCUAAAGAAUGUACUAAUUCUCCAACCCAACUAUCAAAUUCUUUGAGAUAUGAAUUUUUUACAUCAAAAAAUGAGACAUGGAAAAAAGAGAUUAUGUCUCAUAAUCUUUAUCAUUUAACACCAACUGAUGAAGUUGCUUGGUCUAGUUUAUUCCCUAGGAAAAUGUUGAAGGAAGAAGAUGAAUAUAGUUGGAAUGUUUUAUACAAGAAAAUUAAGUAUUCUAAUGAUAAAGUAAAGGGUAGUUUUCUUAAUGAAGUUUUACUUCAUAAUGUGAGAUUAGACCCUAAAUCAUUACAUGGGAGAGCUCAACAAACAAAUUUGGAGUAUUUGUUGAUUUUAGAUGUGGAUAGUUUGGCAUGGAGUUUUAGAAAAACUGCUGGUUUGCCUACACCAGGAAUUCCAUAUGGUGGAUGGGAAGCACCCAAUAUUGAGCUUCGAGGCCAUUUUGUAGGGCAUUACUUGAGUGCAACAGCACAAAUGUGGGCAAGCACUCAUAAUGAGACUCUUAAAGCAAAGAUGAGCGCAUUAGUAUCUGCUCUCAAGGAGUCUCAAAAUGCAAGAACAGGAUAUCUUUCUGCAUUUCCACCUGAACUCUUUGACAGAUUUGAAGCUAUACAACCUGUUUGGGCACCUUAUUACACUAUCCACAAGAUCAUGGCAGGCCUCUUGGAUCAGUAUAAUCUUGCUGGCAAUGCUGAAGCUCUAAAGAUGGUGACAUCGAUGGCUAACUACUUUUACACGCGUGUCCAGAAUGUGGUAAAGCAGUACAGUAUUGAGCGACAUUGGUUGUCACUAAACGAAGAGACUGGUGGCAUGAAUGAUGUCCUUUACCAGCUGUACAUUGUCACGGGUGAUCAGAAGCACUUAUUGCUGGCUCAUCUUUUCGACAAACCAUGCUUUUUAGGAGUUCUUGCAAUGAAGGCUGAUGAUAUAUCUGGAUUUCAUUCAAACACACACAUCCCAAUCGUUAUUGGUGCUCAAAUGCGAUAUGAAAUAACGGGUGAUGAACUAUACAAGGAAAUAGGAACAUUUUUCUUGGAUGUUGUAAACUCCACCCACAGUUUUGCAACAGGAGGAACUUCAGUGGGAGAAUUCUGGGCUGACCCAAAGAGAUUAGGUGACAGGCUACAUACUGAAAAUGAAGAGUCUUGUACAACUUACAAUAUGCUAAAGGUUUCACGUAACCUUUUCAGAUGGACCAAAGAAAUGACUUAUGCAGAUUACUACGAACGGGCGCUCACCAAUGGUGUGCUAAGCAUACAGAGGGGUACCGAGCCUGGUGUCAUGAUCUAUAUGUUGCCUUUAGGGCACGGUGUUUCCAAAGGAAGAAGCUAUCACGGCUGGGGAACACAGUUCAGUUCUUUCUGGUGUUGCUAUGGAACAGGAGUUGAAUCAUUCUCAAAAUUAGGAGAUUCAAUAUACUUUGAAGAGAGGGGAAAAGUACCUGGACUCUAUGUUAUUCAGUACAUACCAAGCACACUUGAUUGGACUUCUGCACAAAUAUCACUAACCCAGGUUGUAGAUAAUGCUGUUUCCUGGGAUCAAAACCUGAAAGUAAAAGUUACAGUUUCAGCGAAGGAGGGUUCAGGGACAGCUACCCUAAAUUUACGCAUACCAUCUUGGACAUCUUUGAGUGGUUCAAAAGCCUCGCUAAAUGGAGAUGAUUUUCCUUUGCCUGAUCCAGGUAAUUUCCUAACAAUAUCCAAAAACUGGGGCAACAACGAUGUAGUUGAACUGCAGUUUCCGCUGGUCCUUAGAACAGAAUCUAUUCAAGAUGAUCGUCCUGAUUUUGCCUCACUACAAGCAAUAUUAUACGGACCUUACUUGCUUGGAGGUCUAUCAAGGGGUGACUAUGACAUUCAAACUGGAUCAUUCAACUCUAUUUCAGACUGGAUAACCCCUGUUCCAGCAGACUAUAAUUCCAAUCUAGUUUCCCUAUCUCAAGAAGUUGAAAACUUGAAGUUCUUCCUCUCAACCCAAAACCAACUUACUACAAUGCAAGGAUCUCCGCAAGCUGGGAAUGAUACUUAUGUUCAUGCUACUUUUAGGCUCAUUUUGAAAGAUCAAUCUUUAAAGAAAAGGAAACACGCGAUACCAAAAAGUUUCAUCGGUAAACUAGUCAUGUUAGAACCUUUUGAUCUUCCAGGAAUGGUAGUUGCUCACCAAGGGGGAGGUAACGUACUAACUGUUAUAGAUGCAGCAGCUGAUAAACAAUCUGCUGAAUUUCUCAUAGUCCAGGGAUUGAAUGGAGUCGAUGGAAUGAUCUCUUUAAGAACGAAAGAGGGCUGCUUUGUGUACAGUGAUAUUGGCUCUAAAUCUGACCUGAAUGUGAAGCUAAGCUGUGAAUCAAAGAGUUCGGAUCCUUCGUUCAAGAACGCGGUGAGCUUCAUAUGGAAUGAAGGUCUUAAGAAGUAUCAUCCUAUUAGCUUUGUGGCAAAAGGGUUAAGAAGGAGCUAUGUUCUUGAACCAUUAUUUGGAUUGAGAGAUGAAUUCUAUAAUGUUUACUUCAAUAUCACUAAAUAGUAGAUCACUAAAUUUCUUUGUACAUUGCUAGGUCCAUAAAUACUAGGUUUCCACUUAUUUUUUUUCUUCUUCACUUCUAUAAAAGUAACAAUUCAACCGAGAAGACAAUGCUUCUAAUUGAUCCUCUUGAUGAUGUAUUGAAGACUUCUUGUUUGCUCAUUCAAGGUUGGAAAAUAAUAAGUUUACUACUUCCUCAAA